CACAUCUAUAGUACUAUAGUUUAUGCUCACAACUACAUAUAACGAGAUUAAAACAUCAGACUUCGUCCAAAAUGGUGCUCGAAAGUACUAUGAUAUGCGUUGAUAAUAGCGAUUAUAUGAGAAACGGAGACUUCUUGCCUACUCGAUUGCAAGCACAGCAAGAUGCUGUUAAUUUAGUAUGUCAUUCCAAAACUCGUUCGAAUCCUGAAAAUAACGUUGGACUUAUCACUCUUGCAAAUGUCGAAGUAUUGGCUACAUUGACUAGUGACGUCGGCCGUAUUUUAUCAAAAUUACAUCAAGUUCAACCAAAUGGAAAUUUAUCCCUUAUUACAGGAAUCCGAAUAGCACAUCUAGCCUUAAAGCACCGUCAAGGGAAAAAUCAUAAAAUGAGAAUUGUUGCAUUUGUCGGUAGCCCCAUUCAAAUUGAUGAAAAAGAAGCUGUUAAACUUGCAAAACGUUUGAAAAAAGAGAAGGUUAAUGUAGAUAUAAUAAGCUUUGGAGAAGAAAGUGUAAAUAACGAGGUGUUAACAGCAUUUGUAAAUGCCCUAAAUGGAAAAGACGGAACGAGCAGUCAUCUCGUAACAGUUCCUCCAGGACCACAUUUAUCAGAUGCAUUAAUUUCUUCACCCAUUAUCCAAGGUGAAGAUGGAAUGGGUGGAGCCGGUAUGAGUGGUGCGGCAUUUGAAUUUGGUGUCGAUCCUAAUGAAGAUCCUGAAUUAGCUUUGGCAUUACGUGUUUCUAUGGAAGAGCAAAGACAACGUCAAGAGGACGAAGCAAGAAGAACUCAAGGUCCUGAAGUACUAAUACCAACUAAAGAACCUGAAUCGAUAAAAGAAGUUCCUAACGAAGAGGCAAUGUUAAAACGUGCUCUUGCCAUGUCUCUUGAAACGAACGAAGAAUCUUCGACAUCAAAUGAAAAUACAGCACCUGCUACUAGAAACGUUCCUGACUUUGCUCAUAUGACAGAGGAGGAACAAAUAGCUUUUGCAAUGCAAAUGUCUAUGCAAGACCAACAAGAACUCGAAGGAACUCAAAAGGAAGAGCCAAUGGAAGUGGAAGAAGACUAUGCAACCGUAAUGUCUGAUACGGAAUUUUUACAAUCUGUGCUUGAAAAUCUCCCUGGAGUAGAUCCUCAAUCUGAAGCCGUUCGUCAGGCAGUUGGCUCAUUACAGCAAAAUAAGGAGAAAGAAAAAGAAAAGGACAAAGAUUUAAAAAAAUAAUAUCAUUAAGAUACAC
Messenger RNA from Ceratosolen solmsi marchali, 1236 nucleotides. RefSeq names its product regulatory particle non-ATPase 10 (gene Rpn10). The transcript is spliced from 6 exons. The coding region runs from base 72 to 1220 and encodes 382 amino acids. NCBI's taxonomy places the organism in Eukaryota, Metazoa, Arthropoda, Insecta, Hymenoptera, Agaonidae. Gene Ontology annotation, molecular function: polyubiquitin modification-dependent protein binding. Gene Ontology annotation, cellular component: proteasome regulatory particle, base subcomplex; nucleus; cytosol. The record is from RefSeq and is a predicted model, not a curated record. Gene Ontology annotation, biological process: proteasome-mediated ubiquitin-dependent protein catabolic process.